AUGGGGGUCAGCAAUAUAGUGAUGAAGCCUGAAGUUGAGAAGUUCGUAACAGGACGAUUAAGCUUUGAACGGUCCAAAGAUAGUGAUAUCGACAAUGAUAACGAUGAUGAUAAUGAUGCAGAGGGAGACGUCGAAGUAGAUGGAGAUGGAGACGGAGAUGAGGAUACAACAACACGUAGAAAGAAACCGAUUAAGUACAUUCAAAAUAGAACUAGAAGACAUGUAACAUUUGCAAAAAGGAGACAUGGGAUCAUGAAGAAAGCAUACGAAUUAUCUGUACUAACAGGUGCAAAUAUUUUACUUCUAAUUGAAUCUCAUAAUACGGGGCUAGUAUAUACAUUCACAACACCAAGAUUGGAGCGAGUUGUGGCAGGUCAAGAAGGUAAAGAUUUGGUAAGGAGAUGUUUGGCAGAUUAA
This is a messenger RNA of Maudiozyma saulgeensis, 417 nucleotides long. Lineage: Eukaryota; Fungi; Ascomycota; Saccharomycetes; Saccharomycetales; Saccharomycetaceae. The record is from the annotation of a GenBank genome assembly.